Messenger RNA from Heterobasidion irregulare TC 32-1, 765 nucleotides. RefSeq lists its product as uncharacterized. Gene Ontology annotation, cellular component: elongator holoenzyme complex. NCBI's taxonomy places the organism in Eukaryota, Fungi, Basidiomycota, Agaricomycetes, Russulales, Bondarzewiaceae. Gene Ontology annotation, biological process: tRNA wobble uridine modification. The transcript is spliced from 4 exons. The record is from RefSeq and is a predicted model, not a curated record. The coding region runs from base 1 to 765 and encodes 254 amino acids.
AUGCUCUUCCCCUCAGCACCCAUCGCUGGCCAACUUGUGCUCAUCACAGACCAGCUCGCUGCUCCCGCCGACUUUUUGCUCCAUCAAAUUCUCGCUGUGUACAUCAAGACCGCUGCCUAUGACGGUGCCAGCACGAGGCCUAAGGCGGUGGUAGUUUCGGUGUCGGAGCCGUUGGCGAGAUGGAAGGCGGUUGCGGCGCGGUCGAACCUAAAUCUGACGCAGAAAAUCGAAGACCAGUCACUCGUCUUCCUAGACGUCCCACCAAACGGUCCUUCGACCCUGCGCCCGCUCCUCGAUCGCGUCCGGUCCACCGUCCACGCCCUUCGCGAUGCUUGCCUCAAGCCCAACUCUGCCUCUGACCGCCCGACACCCAAUUUGUCGCCAGUGCUCGUCGUCGUCGACGAUAUCGCUGCACUUUCAUGGAUUGGCCAUCCAUUGUCUGACGUUGCACGCUUCCUCCGCGCCCUCACCGCCCUCUGUACCCGGGAAUCCAUCGCCCUCGUCAUCCGGCACCACACUGUGAUCCCUGACGAACCUAGCCAAGACGACCUCUUGCGCAUCCUCCUCCAACUCUCCUCCCUCCACUUCGACGUUCUCCCUCUCGCAAGCGGCAAGAGCGGUGCCGUCGCCCUACAUGCUGGACGCUCUCUCCAUCCCGCCGCUUCCACUCCGCCGCUCAUCCCCCGCACCCGCGCCUUGCAGUAUAGACUCACCGACUCAGGCGCCGUCUUUUUUGAGCGCGGGACGGGCGCCGCCGUCGUUUGA